CACACCAUGAAGCACUCCGAGUACGAAUGCUCCUCUGACUUUUUACCCUAAUUUAUCGCCUUUCCUGGUUCAACGCGUAUUCAAGCAGGCUGCGGCGUUAGGGCUUGCCAGCGGGAGCACUGCAGUCCCCGAAGGGGCUUCGUCUCGAAUCCCUUUGUUCUGUGCGGCUUAUAGAGCCUUAGAUCGUCAGCUGUCCUGAAGGCUGCGGUCCUGUUGUGGUACCAUUAUACGCUCGUUCAAACGCUACCCUCGCACUACGUCGCUCGUUUCCUCAUGACCGCUCAGCAAGAAUAUUCCCCUCAUCGCCGAACUAUUAAUCACCUUCGACUCUACGCCAGAGAUGAUGGGUCUGGCUCAAAUACGACAAUUAUCAUUGCCGUAGUCUGUGGGGUCGUUGGAGGAAUAAUCUUUGCCUUCGUUUUGUGGCAGUUCGUAUGGAAGCUCUGCCGUCCCAAGCGGGCGCCUCUUCCCCCUGUUCAACCUUUGGUUCAUCAUCGCCAGGUGCAUGCCGCUUCAUUCGCAAAUCGUGACAGCAGUAGACCUGCUACGUGGUUCGAGCCGACCCACCUUUCAGUUCGCCAUGGAUCCUUCCCCAGCGGAAGUGACGUCUCGCUAAUACCGAGUUCCCCGGGGAAGUCGCCCUCCCGCCAGGGAAGCUUCCACACGGAGGAGACAACACAUACGAGACGGUUAUCCGAGGACGCGUCUACGCAUAUAUCCGCCCCCACGAUCGAAGAUCUUAGCUUGACUCCCCCGAUGCCUCCUUUCUCUCGCGACUCGUCUGUGAACAUGGGCCUUAAUGCAUCGACCAGUUCUCUUGAUUCCUACGGGACGCCGUCGCCUCCCACAUUCUCCUCCUCCCCACAGUCAUCUGCAUCCGCCAUCUCCGACCAGGACGAUAUCCAUUCGCAGACGUCGCAGCGGAGACCUCGAGUACCAUCCGGUCGUAGUCGCUCCCGACCGGCCUCAAUGGCAUCUACCGUUAGCACGACCUUUACUGUCCGAAGUCGAAGUACGGUUCGGGGGGCUCCGCAUUCAAGGCAUAACAAUGUUCAGAUUGUGCUACCGGCCCCACUAGCGCCUUCUGUCUAUCCUGAAGAGACGGCAAGUGAAGUGAAUGUUUUUAUGGGCGAUUCUUUGCAUUCCCGACCUGCCACCGAUUCUUGGAUAAUGCUGGGGAGCUCGAGAUCUGCGAGUAAAGAUAAGGAGCCGGCAAAACGUCACCAGCGCACGACAUCUGAAUCUAGCACCAACCGACGGUCCAGCCGACGACUCUCCAGAACUGACUCCCCUUCAUUAAACCAAACUCCUAGGCCUCCGCCCGUGCCGCGGCUUCCUUCCGAGUUCAGCCAACGCUCAGCUUCGCUGUCGUCAGAACAACAUCAAUAUCCUCCUUCAGAUCCUGUUGACAGAGGGAGAUAUGCACAACGCGCCCCGUCAGGAGGUUCAACACACCAGCCUCACAAGUUACAAAAGCAGAGAUCGCGGUCGCGAUCGAAAGGUGCUGUCCUGCGUGACUCGAGUCGCGGUGAUACCUCUCCGGACGCUGGAGCCAGUGGAUAUGCUGGCCAACCUCAGGCUUUAUGACCGCGGGUUUACCACGACUUCGCGUGUCCCUCAGUACAUACACACCUAAUAGGACAGCUAAGGGGGUUUAGGCUGUGUCAGUAAUGAACACCAACUGUAUUUGAUUUUGAACAUUAUUGCAUAGCAUUGAGCGCAUAGAAUCCAUCAUGUUUUUCUUUUUGCAACGCACGUCCGUUACAUAGACUUCGAAAAUUC
Molecule: messenger RNA, 1782 nt
Organism: Gloeophyllum trabeum ATCC 11539
Lineage: Eukaryota; Fungi; Basidiomycota; Agaricomycetes; Gloeophyllales; Gloeophyllaceae
Exons: 3
Coding region: 274-1587 (437 amino acids)
Source: RefSeq, a predicted model, not a curated record